GUGCACUGUGUCAGCGGGUCAAGAGAAAGAGCCGAAGAUGUCGGCUCGGUCAUGUGAUCGGCUGUGUCCAAUCACAGCUGAUGACAUAGGGGACAUGUACACUGAUCAUCAGGGCAUUGAUGAUCAGUGUAGCCACAGCAGUGUCAACUGUCAGUGUCCAUCAAUGCCAGCUGUUAGUGCUCAUCCAUGCCACCUGCCAGUGCCCAUCAGUGCCUCAUCAAUGCCAUGUAUCAGUGCCUACCAGUGCACAUCAAUGCCACAUAUCAGUGCCACUUAUCAGUGCCAGUCAGUGCCACCUAUCAGUGCCAGUCAGUGCCACCUAUCAGUGCCAGUCAGUGCCACCUAUCAGUGCCGCCCUGCCAGUCAGUGCUGCCUAUCGGUGCCACCUAUCAGUGCCAUAUAUGAGUGCUGCCUUUCAGUGCCCAUCAGUGAUGCCGGUUAAUGCACAUCAGUG
Messenger RNA from Staurois parvus, 454 nucleotides. NCBI's taxonomy places the organism in Eukaryota, Metazoa, Chordata, Amphibia, Anura, Ranidae. The record is from the annotation of a GenBank genome assembly.